This is a messenger RNA of Dichotomopilus funicola, 1212 nucleotides long. Its product is annotated as ligand-effect modulator 3 family. The transcript has 2 exons. Gene Ontology annotation, cellular component: Golgi apparatus; endoplasmic reticulum; plasma membrane. The coding region runs from base 1 to 1212 and encodes 403 amino acids. Lineage: Eukaryota; Fungi; Ascomycota; Sordariomycetes; Sordariales; Chaetomiaceae. The record is from RefSeq and is a predicted model, not a curated record.
AUGGCGCCCCGUCGUCGCCGUGGCGCCGCCGACGAUGCUGGCGACGAUGCCGCUUCAGAAACGGAUGCGCAUAAGAACCGCCCGCCCAACACAGCGUUUCGCCAGCAGCGCAUGCGCGCUUGGCAGUGUGUGCUGACGCCUAAACUCAUUGUCACCAUUUUCUCGAUCCUGGCUGCCAUUUACCUUGGAUUCGGCGCCUACCUGACGUAUCUGGCUUAUACGGUCCGAGACCUUAAGAUCGACUACACCGAUUGUCAGACAGCUGCGACCGGAAAGUUCCAACCGCUGCCAAAAGAGCACAUCACCGCGCACUUUUCCAAGACCGACAGCAACUAUGACCCCUACCAAGCCGAGUGGAUGAAGGAAACCGUGAGUGUGCAGGAGGACGACCGCCAGGUCUGCCUCAUCAAGUUCAACAUUCCGGAAGAGCUCCAAUCUACCAUCAGCUUCUUUUACAACCUAGAGAACUUCUACCAGAAUCACCGUCGCUAUGUCAACUCGUUCAACGCCAAACAACUACUCGGCGACGCCGUCGAUGGCGGCACCAUCAAUGCCUCCACCUGCGAUCCCAUUGCGCACGAUCCGAAGGGAAGCGGCAAGAUCAUCUACCCGUGCGGUCUCGUCGCCAAUUCAAUUUUCAAUGACACGUUCUCGUCGCCCGUCCUACUGUCCGUCCCGGGCUCCAAUGCCGCAAAUGAGACGUACAAGAUGAGCACCACCGGGAUCGCCUGGGGCGGUAUGAAGGACCUCUACGGACCGACAAAAUACAACCUGGACCAGAUCGUGCCGCCGCCGAACUGGGAAAAGCGGUACCCGAAAGGAUACACUAAGGAUAACCCGCCGCCGGAUCUCAGCAAGGACGAGGCCUUCCAGAACUGGAUGAUGCUGGCCGCGGCGCCCAACUUCUACAAGCUCUACCAGAAGAAUGACAACGACGCCAUGAAGGAGGGCCAGUACCAGAUCAACAUCGAGGACAACUUCGACACGACCAAGUACAACGGUCGCAAGGCGUUUGUGAUCACCACAAUCUCUACCAUGGGUUCGCGCAACAUUUGGCCGGGGAUAAUAUUCUUGAUUGUCGGUGGCAUCUGCCUCAUCCUCGACGUUUACUUUAUCCUCUCCUUCUUCUUGUGGAAACCGCGCAAGCUGGGCGAUCCGUCCUAUUUGUCGUGGAACCAGCCGUCCGCGCCUCAGGGACACGGAUCGUCAUAA